AUGUCGUCCAUUGACCAAGAAGCUGCAGAACUUGCAUCACGAAGCUCAAGUGAUCUGCUAACAACUGAAACGUCGAUUUUCUCUUCUAAUGAAACAGCAUGUCUAACACAGGACAAUAAUCAGACAGAAUCGAUCGAUAAUACAAUUUCUUUAAAAUACUGGCAAUCUCAUACAUCUAAAGAAUUUGCGGUUAUCUGGUUGGAUCCAAACAUAAAUGAAUUGGACAAUAAAUACUAUGAUUUAAUUAUUCAGGUUCGACGUAUUAUCAAUUCUGUCCAAUUAUUUAUUGAUGUCGAUCAAUGUAUCGAUUUUAUUGCAAAUAUGGAAGAUGGAAGAUUUUUGUUUAUUUUAUCAUAUAAUACCGGUAUCACAGUUGUACCUCUUAUUAAUGAUUUGACUCAAGUUGAUUCGAUAUACAUUUAUAAUAAUGAAGAAAUCAAAUCUGAACAAAGAUUAUUAGAAUACAGUAAAAUACAAGGGAUCUUCUCUGAUAUCUUGAUGAUUUUCGAUCAACUUCAACAAGAAUUUCUAUUAUACGAGCAGAAUUUAAUAUCAAUGAAUAUAAUCUCUCUCGAUUCUACUCUUGAUUUAAACGAACUUGUUCAAUCAUUUAUAUAUUCUGUAUUAUUAACAGAUAUUCUUUGUGAAAUGAAUUACGAUGAAAAAGCAAAGAUUAACUUUUUCAAAUUUUAUCGUGAUCAGUGCUUAGAUUUUCAAGUUGACUUGGAUAGAGUUGAUGAAAUGGAAAAGAGUUAUAGUCACCAUUCGCCUAUUUGGUGGUACAUUAAAAUGCCGUCUAUUUACUUGAUACUUGCUAAAGCAUUAAGAACACAAGACGUUACAAGUAUUAUUAAAAUAGGAUUUUAUUUGAAAGAUCUUAAUAAAAACAUGGAGCAAGUUUAUUCCAUGAUAAAUAAAAUCGAAAAAUUGGUCGUUUAUCGAGGACAAAUCAUGUCAAAUAACGAAUUUGAAAAAAUAAAGAAAAGUAAAGGAAGUCUUUUGUUGUUCAACAACUUUUUGUCCACAACUAUUGAUCGAGAAGUCGCUUUGAAAUUCACCAAUAAUGUUCGAGAUGAUUCACAUUUGGCAAAGAUUCUUUUCGAUAUAGAAAUUGAUCCGUCAGUUUCAAAAAAUUCAUUUGCUCUAUUGAAAUUUGUUAAUCAGUGUUCGGUCUGUGAAAAUGAAAUUCUUUUUCCAAUGCACACCAUCUUUCACAUAAGUGAAGUCAAAGAAAUCGACAAUGGCUUAUGGAAUGUGACAAUGAUUAUGACAAAUGACAUUAAUUCUGAGUUCGAACGUCUUAAAAAACGUAUUCAUGAAGAAAUAGAAGAUUCUAAUGAGUUGCAUCGUCUUGGAAACUUAUUAAUUAAGAUGGGACAGGUCGACAAAGCUGAAGAAAUUUACAAGACACUAUUCGAAAUAAUACCUAAUGAUUAUUUAAAGGAACUCGUAUAUAUUCACAAUCAAUUUGGGAAUAUUCUUAUUGAGAAAAAUUAUCUAGAAAAAGCAUUAUCAUUUUUAGAAAACACUUUUGACAUUAGAUGCAAAUCUUCUUCAUCAAACGAUCCAGAUUUGUCUGUUACCUACAUUAAUAUUGGUUUCGUAUACAAUAAAAUGGGACAGGAUUUAAAAGCGCUCUCGUUUUAUAAAAAGGCGCUUGAAAUCCAACAGAGCACUCUUCCAUCUAAUCAUCCAGACUUAGCUAUUACAUACAACAGCAUUGGUUUGAUAUAUAAUACUAUGGGAGAGUAUUUAAAAGCACUCUCUUGUUAUGAAGAUACACUUAAAAUUCAGCAAAAAUCUCUGCCAAUAAAUCAUCUAGCAUUGGCUGAUACAUAUACUAAUAUAGGUCUAAUGCAUAGUUCAAUGCAUAAAUACUUAGAAGCUAUUUCAUAUUAUAAAAAGGCUCUUCAAAUUCAGAAAGCAAUUCUUCCAUUCAAUGAUCUAUCAUUAGCAACUACGUAUAAUAAUAUCGGUCGAGCACAUGCUGCUAAAGAAAACUACUCCUUUGCGCGCAAUAAUUACGAUGAUGCACUUAAAAUUCAAGAAAAUGCUCUUCCUUCGAAUGAUCCUUUACUAGCCGAAGCAUACAACAAUGUUGGUGAAAUGUAUCGAUUAACAGGAAACUACAUAACUGCAUUGCAAUAUUAUAAGAAGGCUCUUAAAAUUCAAGAAGAACAACUUCCACCGAAUCAUUCAUCAUUAGCUAAGACAAAAAGUAAUAUAGAUCAAAUAUAUAACUCAAUGAAGAACUAUGAAAAAGUAAUCUCAGACUUGGUGAAAAUGUUUAAAAUACAAUCAAAAUUACUUCCAUCAAAUCAUCCAACAUUCGAUAUGAGUAGUGAAGACAUAGCAACAAUAUUGGAAGGACUUCAUCGAUAUAAAGAAGCAAUUAAACAUAAAUCACAAACAUUUAAUAUUAUGUCUAGUAGUAUUGAAUCUAAUCAAUCGCAAGCGGACAAACCUGAACAAAAUCUAAGUGAACCUUCGACUAUAAUCAUUGAUGAAAAACUAAAUGAGAAAACAGUUAAUGAAAAAUGGAUCUAUCCUGUUCUUCUCGUUCUUCCUUCAUUAGAACAGUCUCAAUUAUAUUCCAUUUUGCAAGACAUCACUGACAAUUGUAUCAUGCCUCCAAUUCAGAUAGACAAGUGUAUAGACAAAUUAAAGUCAAACCAACAAAUAAAGGACUUUAUCUUUGAUGUGUCAUCUGUUUCCAUUGAUGAUCGAAACCGUAUACUCGAUGCUGUAUCAUCUCUUAAUAAUAUUACAUCAAUUUACUUAUUGGGAAAAUCACCAGAAACAAAGAAAGAACGCAAUGAAUUUUUUAAACAAUUUGACAAAGUAUGUAUAUUCUGUGAGGAUCAUGAGCAGCUUGCUGUUCAAUGGGCAUUGGACACGGCUAGUCAUUGUCGCAUAUGUGGCAAUCAAUGCGCUAAAGCAGAUGAUAAAAAUGCUGCUCGUGAACACUUUCAACGAGAUUUUAUGGCGACAUCUAGCACACAAGUAUUAACUCUUUUUGAUCCUGAGGAUAAGCAUGAAUGCUAUGAUACUCUAUUCAGUAAUAGAAUAUUUAUUCGUUUUAUUGAUUCUCAUCAUUGUUGUAAUCAUAUAUGUACUCAUGUCGUCAAUCAAACAAUGGAUAUUCAUUUCUUUUUUCCUGACACUGAACUAAACCUUAUUAUGCAUUGGCCACCUGAACAUAAUGAUACUCAUAAGUAUAUUUAUUGUCGUGAUCAAGCAUCGAUUAAUCAAAUUAGAACAGAUCAUGGAAGAUGUGUUGCUAACAAGAUAUUCUCUGUUGACGACUUAGAAUUUGAAAUUCGCCAUGUUCAAAUUACCCUAUUGUAUUCAUUAGCAAAGCAAAAACCUGAGGAAUCACGUGAACGUGAUGAAGUAGCAUCAAAAACAAUAAACGAAUUAGAAUGCCUUCGUCACAUGUUAAAACAAAUGAUGACUGAUCAAAUGGGUGAGCAGCCAAUCGAACAUCAGUGA
Rotaria sp. Silwood2 is the source of this 3492-nucleotide messenger RNA. Lineage: Eukaryota; Metazoa; Rotifera; Eurotatoria; Philodinida; Philodinidae. The record is from the annotation of a GenBank genome assembly.